This is a messenger RNA of Cavia porcellus (domestic guinea pig), 835 nucleotides long. It is a transcript of the gene Angptl8, whose product is annotated as angiopoietin like 8. Lineage: Eukaryota; Metazoa; Chordata; Mammalia; Rodentia; Caviidae. Gene Ontology annotation, cellular component: extracellular region. Gene Ontology annotation, biological process: triglyceride homeostasis; regulation of lipid metabolic process. The transcript is spliced from 4 exons. Bases 25 to 621 code for a protein of 198 amino acids. The record is from RefSeq and is a predicted model, not a curated record.
CUGUGGCCACCCCAGCUGUCAGCCAUGGCCGCACUUGCUCUGAGCCUCCUGUGGGUCCUAACUGUGUUGGCGGCGUCUGCCCCGAUGGGCCCCACAGGUGACCGGGAGCCAGCACGGUAUGAGGAGCUGACCCUGCUCCUCCACGGGGCUCUACAGCUGAGCCAGGCCUUCAAUACCAUAUACAGUUCCACCGAGGAACAGCUGACAGAGGCCACGCAUAACCUGGGCCUCUUAGGCCGGGUACUAGAGCUCCUGGGACUACAAAUCAGCCAAGGCCGGAAUGUGACUCAGGAGCUCCGCACAAACUUAUUGGAGAUACAGAUGGACGGGGAUGCUCUGAAGCUGCAGGCAGAGGCCACAGCCCGGGGGCUGGCGGAGGUAGUCCGGGCACAGCAGGGGCUGCAGGACAGUGUGCAACGGCUGCAGGCCCAGCUCAAGGGCAGCUGGCGGGGCAAUGCACGGCAUGAGCUGGACGCUUUAAAGGCUCACACUGACAAGCAGAGCCACCUCAUAUGGAUCCUCAUGGGCCACAUGCAGCGACAGAGGCAGGAGAUGGCCGCGCAGCAAAAAUGGCUGCGACAGAUCCAGCAGCGAUUGCACACAGUGGCACGCCCGGCCUGAGCCUGCUGGAGUGGACCCGAGGAUCAGCCACACAGCGAGGGACCAGUCCACACGCGUGCAGUCCCGUGCAGGCGGAGCUGCCUGUCUGCUGGGGCCAGCCAGGGUGGCCCCCAGUUCUGGGCAGAGUGGAGGCAGAAGCCAGCAGGACACAGGCAGAGGACGUGGCCGUGAGGAGGGAGGACGCGGGCUCCCUCGUACCUCACUAAAGCAGAGC